Molecule: messenger RNA, 2232 nt
Organism: Vitis riparia (riverbank grape)
Lineage: Eukaryota; Viridiplantae; Streptophyta; Magnoliopsida; Vitales; Vitaceae
Product: monocopper oxidase-like protein SKU5
Exons: 9
Coding region: 161-1939 (592 amino acids)
Cellular component (GO): plasma membrane
Molecular function (GO): copper ion binding; oxidoreductase activity
Source: RefSeq, a predicted model, not a curated record
AAGAGCCGUUUUCUCUCUCUACGCGUCUUCUCUCUUCUUCCAGACUCUCCCCCUUUCUAUACUGCCUCUUCGAUCAUAUGUAAAACCCUUCUAAAAUCUCUGAAAAUUGGGUUCAUCAUUCACUUUGAUACAGUGAUACACGCCCACAGUAACCCAUUUCAUGGAGUUUCUUGGGCACUCAACGUGGGUUCUUGUGCACAUUGCGCUCUUCUCUGGCCUCUGUUUCGCUGCAGACCCAUUUGUGAAUUUCGAGCUGACCUACUCUUUCAUCACUGCUUCUCCUUUGGGUGUUCCACAGCAGGUUAUAGCAGUUAAUGGAAAUUUUCCAGGUCAUCCUUUGAAUGUUACAACAAAUAACAAUGUUGUUGUUAAUGUGACAAACAAAUUGAAUGAAGACCUCUUGAUCACUUGGCCCGGGGUACAAAUGCGCCGUAAUUCUUGGCAAGAUGGUGUUCUAGGCACAAAUUGCCCUAUACCAUCUAAAUGGAAGUGGGAUUACCAGUUUCAGGUUAAGGAUCAGAUUGGCAGUUUCUUCUACUUCCCAUCUCUCAACUUUCAGAGAGCAGCUGGUGGUUUUGGGUCAUUUAUUAUUACUAACAGACCAGUUAUCUCACUGCCUUUCGCAGCCCCAGAUGGGGAUAUCAUACUCCUCAUUGGUGACUGGUACACACAAAACCAUACGGCUCUGCGGCAGACCCUUGAUGCUGGAAAAGACCUUGGGAUGCCAGAUGGAGUUCUCAUCAAUGGGAAGGGACCUUACAGAUACAACACUACUCUUGUACCAGAUGGCAUAGCAUAUGAAACAGUUUCAGUUGAACCAGGAAAAACUUAUCGAGUUCGGGUUCACAAUGUUGGAAUCUCCACUAGUCUGAACUUCAGAAUUCAGAACCAUAAUAUGCUUCUAGUGGAAACAGAGGGACAUUACACAUCACAACAAAACUAUAGUAACUUAGAUAUUCAUGUUGGGCAGUCUUACACCUUUUUAGUUACCAUGGAUCAAAAUGCAAGUACCGAUUACUACAUUGUGGCCAGUGCCAGGUUUGUGAAUGAGUCACUUUGGCAAAGAGUUACUGGUGUCGCUGUCUUGCAGUACUCCAAUUCUAAAGGAGCUGCAACUGGUCCUCUCCCUCCUGGGCCAGAUGACUUGUAUGACAAGACGUUUUCAAUGAACCAAGCAAGAUCUAUCAGGCAAAAUGUAUCUGCAAGUGGAGCUCGUCCUAACCCUCAGGGGUCUUUUCACUAUGGUUCAAUCAAUGUGACUGAUACAUAUGUGUUAAGGAGCAUGCCACUAGUGACAAUUAACAACACACUUAGGGCUACAUUUAAUGGGAUCUCAUUUGUCAAUCCCGAGACACCAAUCAGGCUGGCUGACCAGCAUAAAGUUAAGGGAGCUUACAAGCUUGAUUACCCGAAAAAGCCUCUUACAGGAGCACCAAAACUUGAUAUAUCUGUUAUCAAUGGUACAUAUAAGGGGUUUAUAGAAGUUAUAUUGCAGAACAAUGAUACAAUAAUGCAGAGCUUCCACAUGGAUGGUUAUUCAUUUUUUGUGGUCGGGAUGGAUUAUGGUAACUGGACAGAAAGCAGUAGGGGUACAUACAAUAAGUGGGAUGCGAUUGCUCGCUGCACAGCACAGGUUUUCCCUGGGGCAUGGACAGCAGUGUUAAUCUCUCUUGACAAUGCUGGAGCAUGGAAUCUUAGAGUAGAAAACCUUGACAGAUGGUAUCUGGGCCAAGAAACAUACAUGAGAAUCGUCAAUCCUGAGGAAAAUGGUGAAACAGAGUUUUCUGCUCCCAGUAAUAUUUUGUAUUGUGGCGCUCUUAAGAAUUUGCAAGGAAGCCAGAAUUCAAGUAAUGCUCCAAUGUUGAUCACCGGGUGGAAACUGAAGCUGUUUUUCACACUACUGCUGACACUAUCUGCUGCCAUUUCCAUAUCCUGCUAAUCCGCAGCAACCUUUCAAUGUGUAGGCACCAUGGCUAUCCUAGUAUUGGUUGUUGGAGUUGGGCUUGCUUUGGUUACAGUUUUAGUUUAGGUCAAAACAAGAGUCCUGACUGCAAAUUUUCGUGGUGUUAUAGACAUGUUUUCAUUGUCAUGUGAUUCACCCCAUUCCUUGUAAUACAGGCAAUUGGGAAUCCAUCAUUCUUUGGGUACCUUAGAGUUACACAGAUGAUAAUAUCAUUUGCAAUAUGAAUUAAUUUGAUACCCAUGUUUCAAUGUAUUUUCUUUGAUGAUUCA